Messenger RNA from Phasianus colchicus (ring-necked pheasant), 1366 nucleotides. RefSeq names its product free fatty acid receptor 4 (gene FFAR4). The record is from RefSeq and is a predicted model, not a curated record. NCBI's taxonomy places the organism in Eukaryota, Metazoa, Chordata, Aves, Galliformes, Phasianidae. Gene Ontology annotation, molecular function: G protein-coupled receptor activity. Gene Ontology annotation, cellular component: plasma membrane. Gene Ontology annotation, biological process: G protein-coupled receptor signaling pathway.
AGCACCCCAGGUGCCACCGUGGUGGUUGGCAGUGCAGCCCUUCCCCUAGGGAUGAUGCCGCUGCCUGCAGCAGCGCUCUGAUGCUCACCAGCCACCCUCAUGGUCGGGGCUGAGUGCACACCAGGGGAGAACAAGACUUACUUCCCAUUCUUCUCAGACUUCAGGGGUGGCAACGUGACGGCCCUGCGUGUCGGCGAGUUGGCUGCGCUGGGCUCCGUCUUCCUGCUGGCCUUAGUGGGCAACAUCUGGGGCAUCUGCCUGCUGGUGUGGCGGCAGCAGCGGCUGUGUGCUGCCAACUACCUCGUCCUCAAUCUCUUCUGUGCUGACCUGCUCUUUAUCACCGCCAUCCCGUUCAUUGGCAUCGUGCGCUGGACCGAGACCUGGGUGCUGGGCGACAUCAUCUGCCACAUGCUCUUCUAUGUGAUGACCCUCAGUGGCACUGUUGUCAUUGUCUCUCUCUCGGCUGUCAGCCUGGAGAGGGUCAUCAGCAUCGCUCGGCUGCACCACACUGCCUUCCGCCGCCGCAAGCUGCUGGCUGCUGUCCUCUGCAUCUGGGGCUUCGCCGCUAUUGUCACCUUGCCGCUCUGCUGCUUCUUCACUGUGGUGCAGGUGCCCAGUGUCACUGGUGAGGAGAUUCAUAUUUGUACCUUGGAUUGGCCCAGCCAUGCGGGAGAAAUAGUCUGGGAUGUGACCUAUGCUGUUGUUGUCUUUUUAAUACCAGGAUUAAUCAUUGUCAUCAGUUAUUCCAAAAUCUUACAGAUUACAAAAGCAUCAAGAAGAAGUUUAAAUGCUGGAUUGGCCUACUCAGAAAACCAUCAGAUUCGUGUUUCCCAGCAAGACUACAAACUAUUUCGAGCCCUCAUUGUGUUGAUGAUCUCCUUCUUCAUCAUGUGGAGCCCAAUUAUCAUAACUAUUUUUUUAAUUUUAGUCCAGAACUACAAACAAGAUUUAAAUAUUCUGCCAUCAGUUUUCUUCUGGAUAGUGCUAUUCACAUUUGCCAACUCUGCUGUCAACCCAGUUUUAUAUAAUGUUGCCCAUUUCAGACGUAAAUGUCAGGAAAUUCUCCUCUGUUGUACAGGGAACCCUGUAAGGACCAGGGCUGGUUCGGAAACCUCUGCAAGAAGUAAACGUGAAAAACCUCAUUUAUCUGUCAUUACCAGAUAAUUAUUUAAGGUCUGAACAGUGACUCAUUUUGGAUGUCAGUAUCUAUACUAUCCCAGUUUGACCAGGUUAUCAUGCUAUAGUAUUAUAUGCUAGAGGAGGCAAAAAGAAAAAAAAAAAAAGCAUUCCAGAAAGUAACAUCCUCUUGACUUCACUGCUUUGCCUCAGUAAGAUCUGCACAAUUUAAUCCAAUGGAUUGAACUCU